Chiroxiphia lanceolata (lance-tailed manakin) is the source of this 6603-nucleotide messenger RNA. RefSeq names its product complement factor H (gene CFH). The record is from RefSeq and is a predicted model, not a curated record. Bases 171 to 6278 code for a protein of 2035 amino acids. Lineage: Eukaryota; Metazoa; Chordata; Aves; Passeriformes; Pipridae. The transcript is spliced from 36 exons.
UGUUGCAAGAGGUUUAGAGGAAGUGACUGCUGAAAUCAGAGUAUAAAUGAUUUGCAAGGUCAGUCUCUGGAGGAGUUACUGAGUAAAACAGGAGUGGAAAUAACACAAAGUACUCAAAAAAAGUAGGGUCCAAUACUGAAUGUGUUUGGAUGAGUUUCUGAAUCUCUAGGAUGUUGUUCCUGGGCUAUGCAACUCUGCUCUUAUGUUGGAUGUGUUGUACUGCACAAAGAGCUUGUGAAGAACCUCCUCCUAGGAGGGUUAAGGAAGUGCCUACUAAAAUAUGGGACAAACCUCCCUAUCCACAUGGUACUCAAGCAACAUACGGUUGUCGACCUGGAUAUAUAAAACCUGGACGAAUUAUGUUUAAGUGCGUUGAUGGGGCAUGGCAGCAGCAGCCUCCAGUGAUAGAAUGCAAAAAUAAGCCCUGUGGGCAUCCUGGAGAUACUCAGUUUGGUUCCUUUGAACUUACCGCUGGAAGUGAAUUUGUAUUUGGUGCCAGAGUUGAGUACAGAUGUAAUGAUGGAUACCAGAUGCUCAGCCAAAGAAAUUACCGUGAGUGUCAGGCAGAUGGAUGGAGCAAUGAUAUUCCUCACUGUGAAGUGGUAAAGUGUUUACCGGUACAGGCACCAGAAAAUGGAAGAAUAAUUAUGACUGGUGCAUUUGAGCUAGACCAAGAAUAUGCCUUUGGCCAAGUUGUAAAUUUUGAAUGUAAUGCAAAAUAUAAGCUUGUUGGAGCUAAAGAAAUAAUUUGCUCGUCUAAUGGAAGAUGGAGUAACGAUGUGCCUCAGUGCCAAGAUAUUAGCUGUGAUGUGCCAGAAAUUCCGAAUGGAUAUGUACAUUCUCCAAAGCAGUCUUACAAGGAAUUGGAAAUACUGCGGUUUGCCUGUAAUGAUGGAUACAGAUAUGGCGGAAGAGCAGAUGCACUAUGCACUGAAACAGGAUGGAAUCCACCUCCCUAUUGCACUGAAAUUGUGUGCUCUCCUCCAGUAGUUCGCCAUGGGAACUUUAGACCUGGCAAAGGCAGCUAUAGAGCGGGUGAUACAAUCACGAUACAGUGUGAUCUUGGAUAUCAUUUUAAAGCAUUGACUGGCGGAAACAUAGCUGAAUGUACCGGGAAUGGCUGGGUGCCCGAGCCAGCUUGUGUCUCGAAACCAUGUGACUACCCAGUCAUAGAAAACGGCAGGUUAAGUAACGCAUAUGAGUACAACAGACACUAUUACUUUCCAAUGAGAUUUGGGCAGAGUGUUGACUACUACUGUUUCCAAGAUUAUUCAACCCCCACUGGAAAUACCUGGGAUCGAAGUUUUUGUUCCGAAAGGGGCUGGUCUCCACCGCCAAAAUGCCUGAAAAAAUGUUAUACCAGGCAGCUGAUAAAUGGUUAUUUCCCAAGACACCAGAUGGAUUUUUACAAAGAAGGUGAAAGAGCUACAUAUGCCUGCAACAGUGAUUUCCAUGCUGAGCACAAAGAAGUCACAUGCACAAGGAAUGGCUGGUUCCCUCAUCCCAGAUGUAUCCGUGAAAAAAAAUGCCAGUAUAAGGAUUUUGAGAAUGGUUAUUUCACCUUGUCAAGAACCGAGUUCCGUUUAAGGGAAGUGGCCCCGUAUAGAUGUAAUACUGGCUUUGUAACUGCAGGAGGACAGGACGAAGGAGUGACACAGUGCCAAGAAAAUGGCUGGACUCCACCUCCAAAAUGCAUCAAAUCAUGUAAAGCACCAGAGGACAUUUUGAUUCACCACACAAAUAAAACCGUGUUCAUGCCUGAAGAUACAAUUGAGUAUUCAUGUUUGGAAGGAUAUAAAACUGCAAAUAAUAUGCCAACUGAUACCACAAGGUGUGACAUAAAUGGUGAAUGGAGUCCAGCACCCGAGUGCCUCGUAAUAGAAUGUGCAAUGCUGACAUUGCCCAAUGGAGAUUUUUAUCCCAAGAAGGGUAAAUACCCCAAUGGAGACGUUGUGAAAUUUACCUGUGCAAACAAAUUUGUAAGAGUGGGACCUGCCUCUGUUCAGUGCUACUCCUUCGGAUGGUUUCCAUCACCACCAGUAUGUAAAGUGAAGGCCAGAGGCUGUGGACCUCCCCCUGAAAUUACCAAUGGAAAUAUUGCUGGUGGCUCUGAGGAACAGUAUCAACAUGGGGACAGAAAGCAGUAUGAGUGUAAAAUGGAAUUUAAAUUGGUUGGAUCAAAGGAAAUAGAAUGUGUUGAUGGACAGUGGUCACCUCCUCCCUCUUGCAUUGAAGACAAAAUGCCCUGUGAAUCACCUUCCUCUAUUCCGAACAUUGCUCUAUAUCAGGCAGAUCAGACCCAGUUUUCACAUGGUGAUCAAGUAACUUGUGGAUGUAAAUCAGGCUCUGGCAAUUCUAAGCAAAUGAAAAUAAAAUGUCUUAAUGGAGAAUGGAAGCCUUUACCUCUUUGUGCUGAUCCAUCUCCUCAGUGUGAACUUCCAACGGGUGUUGAGUUUGUAAGCUCUGGUCAACAUUCCAUGUCAAAAAGGAGGACUGGGUUUUAUAAAGUUAUACGUUACAGAUGUACAUCAGCUGACAAAAAUAUUAAACAGGCAACCUGUGUGUCUGGAAAUUGGACACCAGAGAUUGAAUGUCCAGCUGAGGAGGGUGUGUGCCCACCUCCACCUCAGGUGUCUGGUGCUCAACAGACAACAGCUGGAAGAAAUUACAGGCAUGGGAGUAAAAUAGCUUUUUCAUGUGCCAGUGGUUUCCGGCUCAUCGGUGCAAAAGAAAUAACCUGCAUAGAAGGGAAAUGGCAAUCACCACCUCAGUGUGUGGAAAGACCAUGUUUGCCACCACAACCUGUAGAAUGUGCUGAUGCUCCCAGGCUGGAAAAUCCAAACUUAAAAAUUGAAAUAGAAGGGAAAUCAAUUUAUCUGACCGGUGCUAAAUUUAAGUAUAUUUCUCGUUCUGGAUACAUGUUAAAUGGAACAACUGAGAUAACUUGUUCUAUGGGAGAAUGGACUUUAGCUCCUGCAUGCUUGGAAAUGUCAUGUGGAAGUAUUCCAAAAGUUGCCAAUGCUCAAUUUGAAGGCAGAACCAAGGAAACUUAUGAGCCUGGUGAAACAAUUCGCUACGAGUGUGAUGCAGGGUUCCUGAUUGUUGGUUCCCCCGAAAUUCUUUGCAGAGAAGGAAAUUGGACAGCACCGCCCUUCUGUGAAGAUGUUAGCUGUGGACCUGUACCUGAAAUCCCCAAUGGUCAUGUUGUAGGCACUCAACAGGAGAGGUAUCUGCCCAGUGCCAGGGUGCAUUAUCAAUGUGAAAGCAAUUUUCAAAUGAUAGGUGGAAAUUUCGUCACUUGUUUAAAUGGUGAAUGGUCACAAGCACCAGUGUGCAGAGAUGUGACAUGUGAACCUCCUCCAGAAAUUGCUGGUGGUAGAAUCAAUAUUAAAAAGACAAAGUAUCUCCCUGGGGAGACUGCUAACUAUGACUGCUGGCAAGGUUUUAAGAUGACUGGGACUUCCACUGUAGUGUGCCAGAAUGGGACCUGGACAGAGCUGCCAAAGUGCAAAGGAAAAGGUGGGAAAUGUGGCCCACCUCCAGCUAUUGAAAACGGAGAGCUUCUUUCCUUCCCCAGGCCAGAAUAUCAACAAGGUACAACUCUGGAAUACAAAUGCCCAAGCUUCUAUGUCUUGAAAGGAUCUCAGUAUAUCACUUGUACUGAUGGGCAGUGGUCAAGCCCCCCCGUUUGCCUAGUGGCCUGUACAGCAUCAGAAGAAGACAUGGACAGAAACAAUAUUGAGCCUAAAUGGUCCAGAGAAACCAAGCUGUAUUCCACAUCGGGUGACUAUAUUGAAUUUCGUUGUAAAGCAGGAUAUGUGAAAGAGCAAGAGCCUUCCCACUACAGAGUCCAGUGUGUGGAGGGGGUGUUGGAUUACCCACGAUGCAGGCUGGGAAGGAGCUGUACAGUGAAUACAAACCAUACGGAAAGCAACAAUAUUCAACUACAGUCACACCAAUCAAGAACUUCCACCUAUCGCUCUGGGGAUUUUAUUUUCUUUGAAUGCAAAUGGUGGCACAAACCAGUUUCAAGAGCUGAGAAAUUUAGAGCACAGUGCCUGGAUGGAGUGAUUACAUAUCCUACAUGUCAAUCAAAAUCAUGUGACUACCCAGUUAUAGAAAACGGCAGGUUAAAAUAUGACAUCCGCUCUCACUUUCCGAAGAGAGUUGGACAGAGUGUUGACUACUACUGUUUCCAUGGUUAUUCAACCCUCACUGGAAAGACCUGGGAUCGAAGUCUGUGUUCUCUAAGGGGCUGGUCUCCAGAGCCAAAAUGCCUGAAAAAAUGUUAUGCCAACCAGCUGAUAAAUGGUUAUUUCCCAAGAGGCGGGACGGGUUUUUACAUAGAAGGUGAAAGAGCUACAUAUGCCUGCAACAAUGAUUUCCAUGCUGAGCAUAAAGUCGUCACAUGCACAAGGAAUGGCUGGUCUCCUCAUCCCAGAUGUAUCCGUGAAAUAAAAUGCCGGCCGAACUAUGUUGAGAAUGGUCAUUUCACCACGUCAAGAACCGAGUUCCGUUUAAGGGAAGUGGCCCCGUAUAGAUGUAAUACUGGCUUUGUAACUGCAGGAGGACAAGACAAAGGAGUGACACAGUGCCAAGAAAAUGGCUGGACUCCACCUCCAAAAUGCAUCAACAUAUGUUAUGCCAACCAGCUGAUAAAUGGUUAUUUCCCAAGAGGCCGGAUGGGUUUUUACAUAGAAGGUGAAAGAGCUACAUAUGCCUGCAACAAUGAUUUCCAUGCUGAGCAUAGAGUCGUCACAUGCACAAGGAAUGGCUGGUCUCCUCAUCCCAGAUGUAUCCGUGAAAUAAGAUGCCAGAAUAACUAUUUUGAGAAUGGUUAUUUCACCACGUCAAGAACCGAGUUCCGUUUAAGGGAAGUGGCCCCGUAUAGAUGUAAUACUGGCUUUGUAACUGCAGGAGGACAAGACAAAGGAGUGACACAGUGCCAAGAAAAUGGCUGGACUCCACCUCCAAAAUGCAUCAACAUAUGUUAUACCAGCCAGCUGAUAAAUGGUUAUUUCCCAAGACACCAGAUGGAUUUUUACAAAGAAGGUGAAAGAACUACAUAUGCCUGCAACAAUGAUUUCCAUGCUGAGCAUAAAGUCGUCACAUGCACAAGGAAUGGCUGGUCUCCUCAUCCCAGAUGUAUCCGUGAAAUAAGAUGCCAGAAUAACUAUUUUGAGAAUGGUUAUUUCACCACGUCAAGAACCGAGUUCCGUUUAAGGGAAGUGGCCCCGUAUAGAUGUAAUACUGGCUUUGUAACUGCAGGAGGACAGGACGAAGGAGUGACACAGUGCCAAGAAAAUGGCUGGACUCCACCUCCAAAAUGCAUCAAAUCAUGUAAAGCACCAGAGGACAUUUUGAUUCACCACACAAAUAAAAAUGUGUUCAUGCCUGAAGAUACAAUUCAGUAUUCAUGUUUGGAAGGAUAUGAAACUGCAAAUAAUAUGCCAACUGAUACCACAAGGUGUGGCAUAAAUGGUGAAUGGAGUCCAGCACCCGAGUGCCUCGUAAUAGAAUGUGCAAUGCUGACAUUGCCCAAUGGAGAUUUUUGUCCCAAGAAGGGUAAAUACCCCAAUGGAGAUGUUGUGAAAUUUAUCUGUGCAAACAAAUUUGUAAGAGUGGGACCUGCCUCUGUUCAGUGCUACUCCUUCGGAUGGUUUCCAUCACCACCAGUGUGUAAAGUGAAGGCCAGAGGCUGUGGACCUCCCCCUGAAAUUACCAAUGGAAAUGUUGCUGGUGGCUCUGAGGAACAGUAUCAACAUGGGGACAGAAAGCAGUAUGAGUGUAAAAUGGAAUUUAAAUUGGUUGGAUCAAAGGAAAUAGAAUGUGUUGAUGGACAGUGGUCACCUCCUCCCUCUUGCAUUGUGGCCUGUACAGCAUCAGAAGAAGACAUGGACAGAAACAAUGUUGAGCUGAAAUGGUCCAGAGAAACCAAGCUGAAUUCCACAUCGGGUGACUAUAUUGAAUUUGACUGUAAAGCAGGAUAUGUGAAAGAGCAAGAGCCUUCCCACUACAGAGUCCAGUGUGUGGAGGGGGUGUUGGAUUACCCACGAUGCAGGCCGGGCAGGAGCUGUACAGUGAGUACGGACCAUAUGGAAAGCAACAAUAUUCAACUACAGUCACACCAAUCAAGAACUUCCACCUAUCGCUCUGGGGAUUUUAUUUUCUUUGAAUGCAAAAGCGGAUACCGACAAGUUUCAAGAGCUGAGAAAUUUAGAGCACAGUGCCUGGAUGGAGUGAUUACAUAUCCUACAUGUCAAUCGUGGUUUGGAUAAAUGGAAAUGGCAUGAAAGAGCCAGCUGUGGAAAUGCAAGAGCCCUGAGCCAACCCAGUGAUUUGAGCUCAAUUUUCCCUGGUGUUUCCCAUUUUGCUGUGCUCUGUUUGCAGCUUAGACAAUGUUCUGCCUUGGAAUUUGUUAUAUUAUUUUUAUUAUUGGAUGAUUGGUUUUGCAUAUUAUCCACAUCCAAAUGGUUGUGCUUCCAUUUUAUUCCCUCUAUACUGAUAUCACUGUUAUUUUUAUUAACAAUUGUGUCCUGAAAUAGGCUGGCUUUGAUGGCAUACUGAGACAAGAAUUAAAGCUUGUGAGUAAUUUGAUUCUCA